UCUAAUCUAGCUCGCAACUGCUCCGGUUCGUCAUUCUACGGUUGAAUGUGGACGAUAGCGGAAGUGUUUUCCGUGUUCCAAAAUAUUCUUGCCUUUUGAAUCUACAAGUUGGUACCUACACUUCCCAGUUGUAACAUAUUCAAAUUCUGUCCGUCGGGAACUCGUGUUUUAGAUGAAAGUGUUAAUGCGUAGAGUGAAAGCAAAUUAGUGAAGUUAGUUAAUGCCAUUGAGCAUCUGAAUGAGUUAGUGCGAUAAUCAGAGUACGAAAAGAUAGAAGUCUGAAGAAAUUUGUUCAUUAGUAGAGAAGCAUACUAAUUAAGUUGAUGUACUCGCUCUGAUAUAACGCUGGUGAUUGCACAUAUACAUUAUUUCCAGUGGCGAAGUGUUGCUGCAAAGUGCACUGUUUGAAACCGCGAUAGGGUGUUGUUUGAGUGACGUCGUUUAUACUUAGCUGAAAAAGGUGAAUGUUAUAUGUACCAGAUGCAAUAGAAUUAGUAGUGCAUAUAUUAGACCAAGAAUAGUGUGCAGCUAUGAGUGUGGUGUAAGUCACGUUCGCUAUCUUGUUAAAAUACAAACGCGAAAACCGUAUACUUGUGUGCUGCAUUUAUCAAGCUUCAUUGGAUUCAUUCAUUGGAGAGCAUCAUCGUCGGACUAAGGACUAAACUCGAUCAGCUGCGUUUGUUGGGACGUCUAAACGCUGCCAUACAAAAGUGUUAGAGAAUGAAAAGUAGAUUCGCCUAAUAAGCCGGGUUGAUUGCAUGCAUCAUCUUGAAACUGAAGAAUCUUCCCAAGCCAACAGACUGGUCAGUGGUCACUGAACAAUCUAACCGGAUGGUGUUUAAGACUAUGGACGUUUGCUGCUAAAAUCACACGGAGGAAUAAGGAUCUUGGAAGCUAACUACAAUCUAAUGCAUGUGUCUUUAGUAUAUUUGGGGUCAUUGAAUCCGGCGCUUGACAAUAUAGUACGCCAAUAUUGAUGACGAUUUGGGAUAUUUAAGAAACAGUUCUUGUCCAUGCUUCAUGGCAAAUUAAAAUGUUUUUCUGGCAUUCUUAUAGGUUUAAACUAAUACCUAUAUAUGGUUGUUCCGUAAUCAGAAGACUACAUAAUUAUUGAAUAUUCAAAUAGUAUGUGCAAUGAAAUUUGUUUUGAGUGCUGGAAUCCAUAUUUCAAGGCUUUCAAAUUUAGCUUGCAAAUAUUGGUCGUACUACAUAAAACAUACUCAACUGAGAACGAAUUCAAGGACCGAAAUUUCACUAAAGACAUGAAUCUUUCAAUUGUGUACAAAAUAUUUGCGCUGUUUUAUUUCGGCUGUAUUUUAAUUAUUUUCAGGCUAAACAGUUAAAUGGAUUCCUUCGCACGCUCCGGUGCACACGUUCCCGUUUUUACUGCUGCAUUAGUGACAAACCGAACAAACAUAUACUGUUCAACGCCUACGCCAUAUUCACCAAUAACGGGAAUUACAGUUCGUUUUUUCGUUUGAGCAUCAUUGGAGUCCUACGCAGCAGUAUUUGAGAGCAGAUUCAGCGCAAACAGGCAGCGUGUAAAUUAGUGGCUACCAGGUAACGAAAUAAGCGGAGAAGGAUGGAAUGGCUGCUCGCAAAUCCACAAAUCAAUAGCACUUUUGGUUCGCUUGGUUCAUUUGUGGAUGACAUCUAUCUGGUGAACGACGACGCCUUAAGGACGCUUGAAGAAAUCAUUUGCAAGCUGGCGCUUGAGGACACAUCACUGAGAACAUUUCGUCGAGCGAUUGGCUUUGGUCAGAAUGUUAAGAACGAUAUUUUACCUCUGUUGGUUAACACCAAAGAUGCGGAAAUAAUCGAUACAACAAUUCGGUUGCUGGUGAACUUGACGGUUCCAAUAGAAUGUCUGCUACCAGUAGAACUAUUUUCCAAAUCGGAAAUAGGUUGUCAUACAAUAUUUGAGUUGAACAAACUGUUGGUCACCAGUAAGGAAGCUUUUAUUGAAUGGAAAACUACGAAAGCAGUGGUCGAUCAUAUGAAAACAAUUUUGGAAAAGGAUUCAAAAUUAUCGAUAGAUAAUUGUGACAGCAUUAACAAUUGCCUGUUGCUAUUGAGAAAUAUUCUACACAUACCAGAAGGCAAUGCAACAAGUGGACCUGGUCCUCAUCAUCAGAAUUCCAAUCAUAACACUUCCUUCCAAAAUCAAAUAAUAUGGAACUUAUUCACGCAAAGCGUCGACAAACUGCUCAUCCAUCUCAUGUCAUGUCCUCAACGGGCAUACUGGGCAGUCACUAUGGCUCAGCUGAUAGCAUUGAUGUACAAGGACCAACACAUGAGUACUUUGCAGAAACUGUUGAAUCUUUGGUUCGAAUCAACAUUAUCGGAAAGCUCAGAAGACAAUGAAAGUAAUACAUCUCCACCGCAGCAGUGCAGUGGUGAUUCCAGUCCUAUGCUUACUUCGGAUCCAACGUCGGAUUCCUCAGACAAUGGUAACUAUACAGCAAACAUCAUCCUUUUCGGUGUUAUUGAUAGAGAUUUUUCAACAGGAAGUGGCAAAAUGCCAUCAUCAAUAAGCAAGGCUACUGAUGAAGUUGACCAAGCUAGUCGAAAAACUGCAGAAUAUCCUUCGCAGAUUAUCAUGGCCAGAGUAAUCAAAUCCCACCAAAUGUAUCACCAAUCAAUCAAGGUUAUCGAGGGAGUCAGCUGCUUUGUGAAACAUCCAUCAUGCAUCAAACCUGUAACGCAGAGUGAACCAUCGUCAACCAAACAGGUUAUCGAUUCUAAACAAGUCAAACCACUUUCCGUAAGUCCUGAUUUACUAGAUGAAAUACACACUGUGCGACCAUCCUUGCAGAUACAACCGUUGCAGAAGUCACCCACUCCAGUAAGCUCCAGUCCGAAAAGUGAAACUGAAAUUUCAACUUCAGAGGGGGCUAAUAAACCUGCUUGUUCUGGCGACAAUAAUGUAUUUACUCAACCAGGGGAAGAUUCUAUUCCCACUAAUUCUAACACAAAGGCGAAAUUACCAGCCUCAACAACAAACGGUCAAACCCAAAAGGAAAAGAAUCAAAUUUCUCAGUCGGAGACGUCGGAUUGUGGGUAUGGAACUCAAGUGGAGAAGGAAUCCAUUUCAACGUCUAGCAACGAAGAAGAUGGGCCUAAUCAGAAGCCGUUGCAUCAAAAGCCACCCCCAAAUCAGAAGCAGCGCUUUAACGCAGCGAAUAAGUCACGGAAUCCAACUACGAUUCAUGAGAAGAAAGAACUUCGCAGGAAAAAGCUGGUGAAGCGCAGUAAGAGCAACAUUAUCAACAUGAAAGGAUUGAUGCAUCACGCCCCGAGCGAUGAUGAUAUCUCUCAUAUCCUGAAAGAGUUUACAGUGGACUUUUUGCUCAAAGGGUACGGCUUUCUCGUACAAGAGCUUCACGCACAAUUGCUGUCCGAUUUGCAGGUACAAAUCGAUACAUCACACUUCUUCUGGUUGGUGACCUAUUUCCUGAAGUUCGCCUCCCAGCUCGAGCUUGACUUGGAGCACAUCAACACCGUUCUGUCGUUCGAAAUCGUCAGCUAUCUUGCCUACGAAGGCGUCAUGCUGUGCGAACAGCUGGAGCAACUGAACCGCGAGCCACACAACGAUCUGUUGCCGUGUCUGAGAAGGAUUCAUUUGGUCGUUACAGCUAUCCGAGAAUUUUUGCAGGCUCUCGACACUUACAAGAAAAGCUCGCACUUAACUAAGGAGGACAAGGACAGGUUGAAACUUUUGCAGCUGCAGAUUUGUGCAACGGAGGACUUGCGGUGUUUGUUCGUGCUCUUACUGCGAUGCUAUAAUCCAAACGUACAGAGCCGGCAGUAUUUGCAGGAUUUGAUUGUAACCAACCACAUUUUGCUUCUGCUCUUGGAUGGAGUGCAGGGAAUUGCCAAAGCUAACAAUGGUGAUAUGUUGGUACACAUCAAACAAUUUGCAACUGUAGAGAUUAUGCAUCAAUAUGGACUGUUGUUGGAGGAUUUUCGUGAUAAUGGGGCAUUUGUAAACGAUUGCAUCUUCACUAUGAUGCACCACGUUGGUGGUGACUUGGGACAGAUUAAUGUAUUAUUUCAACCAAACAUACUUAAAACCUAUUCCCAAAUUUGGGAAACAGAGUAUGAGAUCUGUGAUGAUUGGUCUGACCUUAUCGAGUAUGUUAUUCACAAGUUUAUUAACACCCCUCAACCCAGUCCACUGGCAAGCACGUUACCUGAAAUAAGUACUCAACUGUUGUCCGGUAUAAAUCCAUGGACACAGGAAGAAAAAGACUCACUGCAGUGGUAUUACGUGCAGUGUAAGCAAAGCUCUUGUUUGGUAGCAGAUAUAUUAAACCUAUUCCAAGAGAGCGGUAACCAACAAAAAACACGAGUUUCCAUUAUCGAACAACUUUGGGAGCAGGAUAUCAUUUCUUUGAUGCAGUAUGAUGAUCUGAUGAAAGUGGAAAAUCCUGGAUAUGAACGUAAUGUACAAACUCCGGCAUUUUCUGUGGCGUCCUGCAAUUCUGGGAAACGAGAUGAUGAGAAUAAGACUCCUUCAAUGGCUAUCGAUGACAUACAGGUUUUACGGGAUCGUUUGCUGAAGGAAAACAAAAGCAACAUGAUUGUAUGGUUGCAGAAAAGUCUGCUUAAUUGUUGCUUUGUCAAACUGAAUGUUCUCAGUGGCAACAUGUACAUUUCAUCCAGCAUUGAUGAAAACAGCAACGUGGUGGUUAUGGAAUCUGUUUCUUAUCAUUGCAUCACGAAAAAGCAGUCUAUUCCAGUCGUUCCGUGGAAUCAAGAGCAGUUUUCCAUUCUAACUUACCAACCGUUUGUGUUAUUAUUGCAUAAACUUGGGUUCCAUUUGCCUGCCGAUGCUAAGAAGAUGUUUGUACGGAUUCCAGAAUUUUGGACAGCCGAUAUUUUGUACAACAUUGCACUCAAGUUGGGCCCAGUGGAACAAUCCAUUAUCAAGUUCGAUCUAAACUGUCUGCAGAAGGUGUUGUUAAUGGAGAAGGACGUGAAGGUUGAGCCUGGACCGAUGUCAAAUAGCACUCUGGAUGGCUACACUGUCCUUGCAAGGUCAAACAAGCAAAAUCCUGUCAACAGUUUCACUUCUGACACUAAUACGGGUUGGCUGCAUGUUGUAAUGAGAAAUAAAAAUGUUGACACUGCACGGUUGGUGGAUAUGCCUGGACCGUCGAAGGUAAUUGAUUCGGCGAACGUUGUUCAUCCAAGCGCUAAAGCGGCUUCCUCACCUACGGUGAUCACCCAAUCCAAGCUGACCCACGAUUUGUCGGUGAUUGUCGAAGCUUCGAAUGACGACGAAGUUCCCACCGAGGACGACGUCAAUGCUGAUGACGAUGAUGAUGAUGAUGAUGAUGACGAUGCACUGGAGGGGCCAUGCCUUGAAGAGCAUGACGUAGUCAGUGCCUGCGAGACGGCGUCGGUGGCUUCUGAUUUGACUCGGAUGUAUGUUAGUGAUGAAGAUGACAAGCACGACAUCGUACCGUCGUCGAUCCUGUAAGCAGCAUCAUACCCAUUAUGCACCGACAUCGCCAUAAUCAUCAGCAGAUUAUGAUCCAGCGUCCCUGAUGAAACUUGCUCGUAUCGAAGCUCAACAUGUCAAUGUUGAUAUAUCACAUCACGGUGCUUUUAUUCAGAACCGCAGCAGAAUGACAUUGACUCUUUUAAUAUUGCUUAGUCUUCGUGUCCUUGUUAAAAUUAGUGAAAAAAUCAAUGUUUUCAGAUGAUGUAUUCAAUGGUAUACCAUGUUUAUCGGUUAAGGAAGUUCAAUGGAAUAACAAAUGAAAUUUAGAAGCCGUAGCUGACAUUUGGGAUUCAAUAGAUAAAAACACACUGUAAGAACAACAAUUAAAUAAAUCGAAAUGUGAAACGAGCUUGGUUGGAUUUUGUUUCCAGGAAUGUGUAAUUAAUGGGCUGAUAGGAAUGCGACUGAUUAGUAUUUAUCAAAUCGAGAAUGCCACUUCAUACGUACCCAUGUUGGGUUUUUUGGAAAAUCAUAUCAAAAUUUUGUGGAAAAUAGGAAAUGCACUUUUUUUCAACAUUAUCUAAUCAAUUAUUUAUCCAAUGCAUAUACAAUACCAUGUCAAUUGUCAAAAAGUGAUCCCAACGUACUAUGCUGAAGAAUCAAAGGAUGUUUUCAAACAUUUACUGUCAAAUGCUCUUGAUUUACAGAACAAGAAAAAACCAUCACAGUUUACCGCUAUGAUAUGGAGGCUUUCUAAAAUUGUUAUUUUAUAUUUUCUAAUAAAAAAAAAUAAACAGAUCUGGACAAAUCCACACAGCUAAAAAUAUGUUGUAAAUUUCAGUUUAUUUUCAUGCACAUAUUUCGAGCAUCAAAAUAAACUGAAAUGUCAAAGACAUAUCGCUUAUUUUUCAAUCGAAUGCACUUUAUAUUUGCACGAUCAUGUAAACAUUCAAGCAUAUUUAUUUGAAAAUUAAACGUGAUGCUGUAACAAUAGAUGAGUUUGAUUUACUUUUACUAUACUCUUCUGUUUACGCUACAUUGAAAUUUGAAUAUUUUUAUCUGUGCAGACGUGAAAUAUCUUUCUAGUUCAAAAGCAUCAUUCUGCACUGCAAUUGCGUCAUGAGUUUCUCAUGAUGGGGGUAUAAUUUUAUACAACGAGGGUUCGCUGAUAUGUAAAUGGUAUUAUUGCUUAUUUUUUAGCUGUUUCUGCUCAGUACAUUUCAUCGGAACAGAUUUUGUGAUAAACAUAUACCUGACAGCGCUUUAUAUGCAAAUGUAACGUGAAUUGGAUGACAUCAACACUAGUAAUCAAACCGAAAUGAGAUGGUGGCUCGAUUCGAUUUUGCUUUCAGGGAUGUAAUUAACAAUGACAUUUCAUGUUCUAUUAGUAUUCCUUGAAUCGGAAAUGAAGAAUCACAAAAAUAUCGGUAUGUUUCGUUCCCACACACACACACA
Messenger RNA from Aedes aegypti (yellow fever mosquito), 6904 nucleotides. It is a transcript of the gene tim, whose product is annotated as protein timeless. The record is from RefSeq and is a predicted model, not a curated record. NCBI's taxonomy places the organism in Eukaryota, Metazoa, Arthropoda, Insecta, Diptera, Culicidae. Gene Ontology annotation, cellular component: replication fork protection complex. Gene Ontology annotation, biological process: DNA repair; DNA replication checkpoint signaling; replication fork arrest. Gene Ontology annotation, molecular function: DNA binding. The transcript has 16 exons. The coding region runs from base 1583 to 5485 and encodes 1300 amino acids.